This is a messenger RNA of Salpingoeca rosetta, 1166 nucleotides long. RefSeq lists its product as uncharacterized. Gene Ontology annotation, cellular component: membrane. Gene Ontology annotation, biological process: transmembrane transport. The transcript is spliced from 9 exons. NCBI's taxonomy places the organism in Eukaryota, Choanoflagellata, Craspedida, Salpingoecidae. The coding region runs from base 138 to 1166 and encodes 342 amino acids. Gene Ontology annotation, molecular function: transmembrane transporter activity. The record is from RefSeq and is a predicted model, not a curated record.
GUCGGGAACAGUUGCUUUGAGCGGACGCUGCUGAUGUGAGACGCGAACUGAACGUGCGUGUGGAGCUUUGUGCUUGAGUGUUGGGCUUCCUUGUGUUCACCACUCCUUCCGUCCGCCCGCUCGCGCGUGCGUGUGCGAUGGAGGCGCAGGAGCGACAGCGGUGGUGGCACGGGGUGCGCGUGUUGGGGUUGUUGUUGUGUGUGUACAUCCUCAAUCAAGCGGAUCGGCAGCUGUUGCCAAUCUUGAUUUCAGCGGGCCUGAAAUGCGGCAACGGCACCACGUCCCACCACCACAAUGGCAGCGGCAGCAGCAAUGGCAGCAGCAAUGUACACGGCUUUGGUGGUGGGGUUGAAGCUAUCGCCAGCACUGCCAUUGCGGCUGCUACACCUGCGAACGACUGCUUGUCGUUUUCCGACUUGUUGGAGGGCCUCAUCAAAGGACCCGCAUUCACCGUGGUCUACACGGUGUUUGGCGUCUCUCUGUCGUACUUGGCCGAUCACUACAACAGGACCUAUGUCCUCGCCGCUGCCGUCGGCAUAUGGUCGCUUGCCACGUGCCUAUCAUAUGUUGUCAAGGCUUUUUACCAGCUCAUGAUUCUGCGUGUGGUGCUUGGGAUUGGCGAGGCCGUGUGCAACCCCGUCGCCUACAGCCUCAUUGCCGACUGUUUCCCCCUCAAAUCGCGAGCGACGGCGCUGUCUGUGUAUCAUCUCGGCGUGUACAUUGGCAACGCUCUGGGAUACGUCGCAGCCUCUGCGUAUUCGGUGGUCGGCUGGCGCCUGACCUUUGUCAUCUUCGGGGCACCGGGAUUUCUUUUUGCGCUGUUGUUUGCGACCGUUGUGCGUGAGCCUGAGAGGGGCGCGACGGAAAUUGGAUCCGCUGCCCAUGAGGACGGGCCGCCAAAGGCAUACAACCUCAUCUCCCUCUUCAGGCACGCCAAGGGCACGCCUGCGUUUUACACGAUUGUCGCUGCAUCCUCCAUUCGUCAGAUCGCUGGCCUGUCCCUCGGCGCCUACCUCCCGUCCUUCUUCAAGGACACGUUCAACCUCGAUGAUUCUGAGUACAACCACACGAUGCUGGUUGUCGGGAUGAUUGUGCUCACGUGCGGCAGCGCUGGCGCCAUGCUCGGUCUGCACUCGAGACGACACGCACGCUCACACGUGGCCUGA